AUGAGCACUACUCAUCAGCUGGCAUUCUCCGCCCACGCAUCGCCAGUAUCGAAUCAAGCAGUUCCGCCUCCCGUUCAGAAUAAUGCGCGCGCCAAUUACCCGGACAUGUUAGGACAGCCACCAGUCCCUCCCCCGAGGAGCUCGUCUACGCAUCACAGCCGCCGCAGUCCCAACGGAGCGUCUGAGAAAGGGUCGCGACAGGGAAAGAACCGAUCCGAUCGCAAGGAAAAUCGAGAGCGAACCCGCGACGACCGUAACGGGAAAACCCGAUCAAGACGAGCAGAUCCCUUAGAAGAGACUACACGUGAGGGGUCAAGAGGUGCGCCGCCGGUCUCAUACCCGGAAGAAGACCGCGGCCUAGAGAACAUGUCUGGCCUGGGAGCUUCUCUGGAGAAAGAGGCGAGCGCGGUUAUCAACUCGGUGCAGGUCAGCGAUCCCGUCGUAGAUCGGACGAGAGAGCAGGUGCGACAAGAAAGUGCACUGGCAGCGGCAAUCGCACCACAAGAAUCGGCGCAAAACUUCGGUAUGACUGGAACUGAGCCCGCCGAGGAGGAAACGCGCACUGGCCAUCGCAGUCGCCAUGAUUAUAGCAAUAACGGGAACACCGUCAAGCGAAAGGAGACCACAUUCGGAACUUAUAUUCUUGGACAAACCCUUGGCGAGGGUGAGUUCGGGAAGGUCAAGCUUGGCUGGAAGCGCGACGGCAGCAUCCAAGUAGCUAUCAAGCUUAUUCGCAGGGAAUCUCUGGGUUCCAACCCCAGCAGAUUGCCCAAGAUCUAUCGUGAGAUUGCAAUUUUGCGGGAGCUUGCACACCCUAACAUUGUCCGUCUUCACGAGAUGGUUGAAACGGACCGGCACAUCGGUAUCAUCAUGGAGUACGCAUCUGGAGGUGAACUUUUUGACUACAUUCUGAACAAUCGGUAUCUAAAAGAUAAUUCUGCUCGUCGGCUGUUUGCACAAUUGAUUUCAGGUGUCGGCUACCUGCACAAGAAGGGUAUUGUGCACCGAGAUCUGAAGCUGGAAAACUUGUUGCUGGACAGGAAUCGCAACAUUAUCAUCACAGAUUUCGGCUUCGCCAACACAUUCGACCCAACCGACCCAUUAGACGAAGAGAUCGAGUACAACCUCACCAAUAAAGAAUACGUCAAGCGGAAGCGACUAGAUAAGCUGGGUCCCGAUGGAUUUAGGCGAGGUGACCUGAUGCAGACGAGCUGUGGAAGUCCUUGCUACGCAGCUCCGGAAUUGGUUGUUAGUGACUCCCUGUACACCGGACGCAAAGUGGACGUGUGGAGCUGCGGUGUCAUUUUGUAUGCCAUGUUGGCUGGUUACCUCCCAUUUGACGAUGACCCCGCAAACCCCGAUGGAGACAACAUCAACCUUCUUUACAAAUACAUCGUGACCACCCCUCUCACCUUUCCCGAAUAUGUCACCCCCCAUGCUCGUGACCUUUUGAGGCGGAUACUGGUCCCCGAUCCUCGGAAGCGUGCCGACUUGUUUGAGGUUGCUCGCCACAGCUGGUUGAGUGAAUACUCUCACAUCGUCUCACAUAUCACUAGCAGCACAACAGAUGUUGCAGACAUUGCCAACACGACGGUACCGUCCGAGCACCAGGAGGCACCGACUCUUGUUCGUAGUGCCUCGGUUCGUGAGCCGCCCAAAUCAGCACACCAACUUCCAGUCGUGGCUGUUGGUGGGCUCAACCACCACGCUGGAGAUGUCUCCCAGGAUUCGCCAAGCGAAAAGUCGAAGAAUUCGAAGGAUGCGAAGCGGAGGACGGUACAGGUCGAAUACGUUGCUCCUCAAUCGCAAACAACCCGAGGAGAAUACCAGGACAACGCGGGACCUCACACCCGCGACGAAACUCAAGCGAGCGUGACGUCCGAGAAGCCGCGCACGACCUCAAAAACUGCUCCGAAGCCGCCCAUCAACCUAGACAAGCCCUUGCCUGGACAUUUCCCUCGUUCCACUUCGGAAAACCCCGGCCUUACUGGCUCACACACCUAUGCCCCGGCGCCUUCAAACACGCGGCCCCAGACAGGUGGCUCAAUGGCAUCCUUCCACACUGGUCGUCUCCCUUCGCGGGGCUCCUAUGGACAGCCCGUGGCACCCAUGGUCACUGCUACCAAUACCGAGGGUCGUUUAGCGCAGCCCAAAAGCGGACAAUUCUCUCUGGUGCAAAGCCCUGCUCAGGUGUCCAGUGCAUCCAUUGGUCGCCCCAGCACCCAGCAGCUUCCAUCGGCAUUCAACCCGACUCCUCGACAAGAGCCCCCCCAAGAGCGGCCACAAGCGAUCCAGCACUGUGGGCGCAGCUCCCAGGCUCAGAAUAGUCGUGCCCGACAAAACCGGCGGUACCCUCCUACCAGCAUGAAGGAUCCUCUGCCCCGGGAAGAUUCGCGUCAGUCUAUGGAUUCUCGGCGUUCCAUGCAAUACUCGCAUAGCCGCAAGGCGAGCGAGGCGGAAGGUCGGCCUCGUCGAUUCUCCCUUCUGCCAUCUUCCUUUUCGUUCCGCAACUUCUCUGGUCGCGCUCAGAGUCCUGAAGAAUCAUCACAAACGCCGCGAACAGUUGAUCCUCAAAGCCAGCGCCCAGCUACCGGCCCUAUGUCAACCCGUCCUCGUGCAACCAGCUACGGAACGCAGGAGGCUAUGAGUAUGGUGAAUGAGGGUCCUGCGGACGAGGUACACGAGCAGAAAGAUUCGGAGCCAUUGAGUUAUGAGGCUCAAAUUGACCAACAAUUUGCUGAGCUUGGAAACCGAUUCGAACAGACCGACGAAUCCUUUGGUGCCAUCUCGUCCGAGCAAGUCUACCAGCAGAAUGACGAUGACCAAUACAAUGGUUCUCAUUACAAGUACUCCUCGAAGCCGAACUACUAUGACGACUACAACGGCACUUACGACAGCUUGCCUAGACAAUCCACGCAAGUUGACCGACGGGGACCAAGCGUCUUGCAGAAGAAUCACCGCAAAUUUGCUGACGCCUAUGAGUACGAGCGAGACUCCUCUCACCACUCCGGAAGCUCAGGCGCUGCCCGAAAGGUCAUGGACUUUUUCCGAAGGCGUGCCAAGUCUCGGGCUGGCGACGACCGGUAA
Molecule: messenger RNA, 3087 nt
Organism: Penicillium maclennaniae
Lineage: Eukaryota; Fungi; Ascomycota; Eurotiomycetes; Eurotiales; Aspergillaceae
Product: putative serine/threonine protein kinase (Kin4)
Exons: 3
Coding region: 1-3087 (1028 amino acids)
Biological process (GO): protein phosphorylation; microtubule cytoskeleton organization; intracellular signal transduction
Cellular component (GO): cytoplasm
Molecular function (GO): tau-protein kinase activity; ATP binding; protein serine/threonine kinase activity
Source: RefSeq, a predicted model, not a curated record